Molecule: messenger RNA, 705 nt
Organism: Emericellopsis atlantica
Lineage: Eukaryota; Fungi; Ascomycota; Sordariomycetes; Hypocreales; Bionectriaceae
Exons: 1
Coding region: 1-705 (234 amino acids)
Source: RefSeq, a predicted model, not a curated record
AUGACGAUGCAGAAGCGCACAACCUUCACGAGCAUAACGCCACUGCCACCCUCCAUCAACCGCAAGCAGGCCGUGGCGUUCCUCCACGACCAUGAGCAGAUGAUCGACCUCAACCCGCUGGUCAUCAAGCACACUGUCAUCCCGCCGCCCGACCACGCGCCGCCCGAGGAGAUGCACUGCGAGUGGCACUCCAUCACCGACAGGAUCGAGUACGUCCCCGGCGUGACGGCGCUGUCGGGCCUGACGACGUACACGUGCUGCUUCCACGACAUGGCCUGGGGUCUCCAGACGCACUGCUACGCCGGCUUUGGGCUCGAGAUCCGCGACAAGUGGAGCGUCGGGGGCAACGAACCCGGCGAGGAGCCCGAGAGGCACGAGAUUGGUAUGGGCAUCCCCGCCAAAGGCCUCUACCUGCGCGAGGAGGUGGACUUUACGUGCAACGUCCUCAUGGCUGCCUUUGUGCGCAAGACAAUGAAGAAGGCCCACGGACACCUCGUCGAGGCCCUGGCCAACAAGGCUGAACGCGAUGCGCGCGAGGGAGGGCUGGUGGGCCCGCACAACGGAGGCGGCGCCUUUGUGUCGACGGGGGCAGGGCAGCAGCAGCAGCAUCAAGGGCCGGUGGCAGAACUGCAUGGACCGACGAUUGGGCUUGUCGAGGCCCCGGGGAGUCAGCCUGAGCCGCGAAGCGCCAUGUAUCGGCAAUGA